UUAGCAUGUCUGAAAUAAUGUCGCAUUUCACUCUGGUGGAAACAGGAACAAGUGGCUUGAGGCGGGCCACCCAGAAGUCUUGAAGUUCCUCUGGGGGACUUUCCCCAUAUGAAAGAAGAAAUCAGGUGAAAUGGACGUUGAAGAAAACAGGGAAAGUCCAUUUGAUGAUGAAGCGUCAGACAGCACUGAUAAUGAGGAUGGUCCAGGCCAGGAGUCAUUUAAAGAAGAAGAGGUUGCCCUCCCUCCGGAUUUCGAGUGGUUAGAAGAGUUGUAUAAAGAGGACGAUGGUGAUGGUGACCUUGCGGUUGCGGCCGUCAGCGGUGAGAACAGGAGUUAUGCCGAGACAGCACGGAUGUUCAAGCUGAGACGAAACCUGGACCAGCUGGACUGCUUUCACCGACAGAAGGAGCACGACGUGCAGAAAGCCAGAGAAGAGCUUAAACUCUGCCGUCAGAACAUUGAAAGUGUGUUGGAGCAGAGGGAAAACUUGGAGGAAAAGAUGGAGGAACAGAAAGCAGCAGAUAACAGCGUUGCAGUGUUUCGUACACGAGCCCAGCAUAAGCUUUUGUGUCAGAAGCUGCAGAGUGAAGAGGAGCUGGAGGGCCACAUCAACACGGAGCUGAAGCAACAAGAACUGGAGCUGAGCGAGGUGGAGGUGGAGCUUGGCAGGUUCUCCUCUCUCCGGCAGGAGGUGCAGGAGGAGGAGCGGGCUUUCGGGGUCCUGAAGAAGCAGAAGGCGACGAAACGGCUGCAGCAGGAGAAGAAAGCCAGCCAGCACCAGCAGCUCAGGAUGCAGCAUCUCAGGGAUAAACAGGCAUCGAUGCUGAAGAAAGAGGAGGCUGAAUGUCAGAGGAAAAUCGAAGAGGGCCGAGCCAGCCGCAAGGUAGCUGCCAAGUACUUGAAAGAGACCAUUAAAAGCAUGCAGCAGCAAGAGGCUGAGAAGGAGCAGCAGAACCGGGAGCUACUGGAAAAGCGGAUGCAGGCUGUCAAAUCACUGAAAUCCAACAUCGCAGCCACACAAGAGAGCUUACGGGUCAAUCAAAGCAGAGCCAGAGCCAAGGCUCAGAAGGAAGAGCAGCGACAGAGACAGCUGAGAGAGUCCCUGCAGGCUGAGGGAUUGAACAGUAUCCAGCAUAUGUACCAGCAGAAACAGCUAGAGGAGAUACAACGAAAACAAGAGCAAUUAGAAGAGAGGCAGAAGUCAAAGAGAGUGGAGAUUGUGGAGAAGAUCCUUCAGGAGGGGCCGCUGGUGGAGAGCAGAAAGAGAAACCCGCCACCGACGCCUAAACUGUCAUUAACUGACAAGUACCCGUCUCUGAGGAGGGCCAGAGAGAAGCUGCUGCACUACCUGGACCGCAGACCCCCAACGGCCACAGAGGAGAGAGCUACCAUCCAGUUGAGAGACUUUAGCAGCUCGUCAUCAGCUUCCUCUGAUGUUGACGACCAAGAGGAACCCACCAACCAGGAAGAGGACCACCCGAGCCUUUCUGACAGCCUGGCUGAGCCUGAGUUCUCUGGCCUUUGGGACCAGAACUACAAGAAGCUCCUGAAUGAAAAAACAACAUUGGAACAGGCAGAAGUAAAGCAGGAAGAACCGGCAAUGGCCAUUGGAAAGCUCAACCGCCCUCCUAAAAAGGUUCAUGGGAAAGAAUUGAAAGGCCCUCCGUUCAUCAGUAAACCAGAAGUCAUCCUCUUCAAGGACUUCGAAUUGGGUAAAACGUAUAAGAAGAAAAUCGUCCUGACUAACAUCAGCUACAUCACCAACCACUGCAAGCUGCUUGGGGUCUCGACCCACCUGAAGGAUUUCAUCACUAUCAACUUUGAUCCACCUGGUUCUUUAUCCACUGGGAUGUCCUGUGACAUGCAGGCUGUUUUUCAACCUAUGAUCAACGAGGAUCUGGAGGGAGAGGUCCGGUUUGCAUCAGCAGUGGGUCCCUUCUCUGUGCCCGUCAGAUGCACCAUAAAGAAAUGUGAUAUGAAAGUUGACAACCAGUUCAUUGACUUUGGUUCGCACGUAGUCGGCCAAACUGUUUCAUGGACUAUCACCUUGACCAACAAGGGAGCUCUGGCCAGCCGCUUCAGCCUGGACACUUCCGCGUGUCUCAGUCCAGAAACUAGCCACGUCCAGAUGGCAUCCCAUGUCUCUGCCAACACCAGCCAGGAAACAAGCAGUCCAAACACAACAUCUGACUCUGUAUCCAUGGGGACUGGCAAACUCCAAGCAAAGGAGGAGAGUCAGGAGCUUUCUGAGCUCCCAGAAGCUAUUCCUGAGACUUGUGUGUCCACUGAUGUGGAUGCCCAGAUGGACCAGAGCAACUCCGACUUUGGUGACAUAAGUCUAGGAAAUGUAAAAGAAGGGGAAAUUGGUCCUUUCGAAAGCAUCAGACUGGAGGUCAUAUUCACUCCAACCAUUCCAGGAGAGAGCAAACUGGACUUCCACAUCAGAUUCUCUGACUUAACCAGCAAACCAAUACCCAUCCAGGUGAAGGGGGUGGCAGUCAGCGUCCCUGUCUGGGUGGUUCAGCCCAGCAUUGACCUGAAGAUCUGCAUGUUUGAUCGCCUCUAUCAAGACAGCAUCGUGGUCCAAAGCAGAGCCAGCACAGCCUUGAAGCUGACCUUUGAGGUGUGCCCGGAAAUGAGGAAACACAUGGAGAUCCUUCCAAAGACGGGUUUCAUCCAAGCUCAAUCGAGAUUCAACGCCCAACUCAAGUUCCUGCCGAGGAUCUCCUUAUCCAAAGAUGCCAUGGAGCUUUUUGAUGAAGAUACAGGAGUCCUAGAGGUUCCGCUAACAGUGCUAGUAGCAGGCCAGGUGAAGCCGGUCCCUUUCACCAUGCAGGCCGUGGUGACCUGCUCAGAGCUGCUCUUUGACCGGGCCCAGGUGGACUUUGGCUUCUGCUCCGUUAACCAGUCGGUGAGGAGCAGCGUCCGCCUCACCAACACCUCCCUGCUGCCCCAGGACUUUGGCUUUUUGGGCGUUCCAGACUUCAUGGAGGUCCAGCCCAACGAUGGCUUCGGCACUCUGCUCCCACAAGAGACUCUGAAGGUUGAUCUGAUCUUCAGCGCCAACAAGGCCAAGGAGUACAGCUUCCAGCUCCACUGCAAAUCAGGAAUAAACCGAGAUUUCCCCCUGUCUUGCCGGGCAGUGGGGGUCCGCCCUCCUUUGCAGCUCUCCCACUCUCUGGUGCAGUUUGGGGCCACAGCAGUAGGAGACCACUCCACUGCCAUGCUCUACCUGACCAACCAUCAAACCAUCAAUCACCAGAACCAACAACCAGCCCCUCCGGUAACCAAGGACACCAUGGCUCCCCCCAGACUGUUCUCCUUCAGCCUGCCCCAGCCUUCAGACCUCAGCAUCACCCCCAGCGCGGGCCGCCUGCUGCCUGGGGAGAGAUGCCUGAUCCAGGUGACGUUCAGACCCAGACUGUUAGACGAGGACAUCAGAGAGGAGGCGCUGCGUCUCCUCCGAGCCAAGCUGCUUCGUGAGACACUGGAGAGGAGCAGACACGCUGAACAGGAGGCUAAAAAGGAUUUCCCAGUGGAGACCAGUAAAGGGAAGAAGGCCCCAGUGAUUCCAAAGAACAGUAAGGUGUCAGACGCUCCACAGACCGAACUACUAAGUGAAUCACCAGAACCUGCCGACAUACAGCCUGGGUCAGAGCAUUUUGAGGAGGCCAGGGCGUCCCUGCUGUACUCCUUCACCCAGCGCUACAGCAAGCACAGUGUCUCCUGCUUUGUGUCGGACGGAGAUCCUCCGGAGGAAGAUCUGCAGGCCCAGCCGGCGUGGAG
This is a messenger RNA of Gymnodraco acuticeps, 3786 nucleotides long. RefSeq names its product cilia and flagella associated protein 74 (gene cfap74). NCBI's taxonomy places the organism in Eukaryota, Metazoa, Chordata, Actinopteri, Perciformes, Bathydraconidae. The record is from RefSeq and is a predicted model, not a curated record.